Haemonchus placei is the source of this 288-nucleotide messenger RNA. NCBI's taxonomy places the organism in Eukaryota, Metazoa, Nematoda, Chromadorea, Rhabditida, Trichostrongylidae. The record is from the annotation of a GenBank genome assembly.
AUGAAACCGUCGUCAUUCAUGGUGAAAGGUUUCAUCGGGAAAAGUCGGCGGUAUUGGUUUGGUCGUGCAUCCAUUGGCGUCCAUCUCGUCGAUUCGCACGAAGCGCUUCUCAUCGCUUUGCCAUCCUAUGGCUACGGACAUACGCACCUGAAGGAGAUCAUCCACAACGAAAAGUCCUACAAAUUCGUUGUUGUGGAUAUCAACGCUAGGCUUGGCGAAGCACAAGAGGAGGAGUACAGAAUGUGGAAGGUCGGAAUGGGGACAGGAACGAGAAUGGAAACCGCCUAG